AUGGCUCACAGCGGAGAGGAACCUUUGGGGAACGACAAGCAGCAAGUGCCGGCAAGCACGCGGGUGCCCUUGCAUCCGAUAGCUAUCAAGCCCAAGCCGACGGCCAAGGCUGGCGCUCCAGGGACCGGCGGGACGCCGAAGGCAGUGCAGAUGGCGAAGGGCGCGUCGAUGGUGGCCAACAAGGGCUCGGAAGAGAUCGUGCUGACCACCUCGAAAAACUGGAUUCUUCCCCCCCGGCCGAAAAUCAAGAAGGGGAAAGCACAGAAGGCGGUAGCGGAGACAAAGCACGUGAAAAAGAACGACAAGCCAGACACGCCGAAGGUGAACUCGCAGAUACACUCGAACAUCAAUCUUUACACGAACAACCAGCUGGAUUUGAAGGUGCAGCUGCAGAACGUGACGAAGGAGAACGACAACCUGAAGAAGAUACUGGCGAAGCUGAAUAAGGAGAUCAACAAUUUGAGGAUUGUGAAGAACGACGGGGCGCUGGCAGAGACGCUGAUGAGCCGAACGCCCUCGGUGCCGGAGCUGGACGAGGCCACGACGAUCGACCCGAUCAAUCUCAGCUACAAUCUGGAGAGCAAGCGGGUGAAAAAGAGCGCAGAUUCAAAGAGGAAGAGUCCCGGCCACCGCAAGGAGCAAGAAAAAGCCCGAGAGCAAGGCCGACGAGGUGAGCCAGAAGGCGCAGCUGUUGCUGGCCGAGCAGAUGCGGCAGAAACAGCUGCUGCUGGAGAAGCAGCGCCAGGAACAGGCGCAGAAACAGCUGCAGAAACAGCUGCAUCCGUGCGGCGUUUGUCCCGCUUCGGGCAGCUGUGUGUGCGGCGAGCUGAGCGACCUGACGAGCGAGUGGAUGGGCCGCGCCUUCGACGACGUCGACCUGCUGGCUCUGGAGCCGCCGGCCGCGGCAGACGAGUUCAAGUUCGGCAACGAUUUCAUGAUGUACGAAUAAACUUAAUGGAUGUUAUUGACUAUUUAGAGCAAAGUGAGGUAUGUGCCGACCAGGGCGGUGAACCCGAGCACGACGUAUCCGGUUCUGUACACGCCCUUGAGCGAGAGCUCCUUGCCAAAGUCCCAGAUCAGGUGUCUGACUCCGUUGGCCACGUGGAAUGCGAAGGGGAACGAUGCUGCUGCCUUGAGGCCCACUUUGGCGGCCACCGGCAGACCGGCAACAACCGACACCAGGGUGGCCGUGUCGAAGGGCACGCCGGCCAGGCUUGUGAACGCGUAAGUGCAGGUGACAGCGUAGAAGCCUGCGGCGAGGCCCACGCCGGUGAUUCUGUGGAACGACGACAGGAUCCACGUCAGCUGUGGUUGGUAGAUCUGCAGGUGUGGAGACGAAGGUCUGUUUUUUCUCUGUGCGACAAGGAUGGCCUGCUCUUCGGCAGGCGUGGCCUUGAUGGUGACGAGGCUUCUGACGCCAAGGGCGGCGCCCAUGAGCUGGCGUCUUGGAACCGCGGAGACCGAUUGGCGAGCGAUGGAAAGCAUACUGAGUUAAAAGUGGAACAACAGAAGCGAAUUGAUUAA
Messenger RNA from Ogataea angusta, 1524 nucleotides. RefSeq lists its product as uncharacterized. NCBI's taxonomy places the organism in Eukaryota, Fungi, Ascomycota, Pichiomycetes, Pichiales, Pichiaceae. The record is from RefSeq and is a predicted model, not a curated record. The transcript is spliced from 2 exons. Bases 1 to 1524 code for a protein of 507 amino acids.